CGUACCCAUUCCGCUCCUACAAUGAAGCGCUCAUGAGCAGCGCCGAAAGCUCAUGCCAUUUGCUCUUGGCCAGCUGCAAGACUCUGAAAUGCGUCCAGCAACUCCACGCUUACGUUUGCAAGGCCGGCCUCGAAUCCGACCAAUCCAUCGCCGGGAAGCUGCUCAGUCACUGCUCUGUAAUCAUCGGCGGCGCACUCGACUACGCCCACCGCAUCUUCCUCCACACCCCGAACCCAGACGUCUCCAUGUACAAGACGCUCAUUCGCGGAUUUUCUGAGUCGGACCUUCCUCAGAAUUCCCUCAAGACGUUCGUAGCCAUGAUUCGGAGCUCGCUGUAUCCUCCGGAUAGCUUCUCUCUCGCUUUCGCGCUCAAGGCGGCCGCGAACAUGAGGUGUUUCAGGAGUGGGUCUCAGAUUCAUUGCCAAUCAUUCUCUCGUGGCCUCCAUUGCCAUCUCUUUGUAGGGACUACCACGAUCAGCAUGUAUGCAGAGUGUGGGUAUAUACGGUUUGCACGCAACAUGUUCGAUGAAAUGUCCGAACCGAAUGUGGUUACCCGGAAUGCGAUACUUACUGCUUAUAUCCGGGUUGGUGAUUUGAGCGGUGCAGAGUCGAUGUUCUGUUUGAUGCCUUCCACGGACUUGACUUCCUGGAAUGUGAUGCUUGCUGGGUAUUCCAAAGCAGGAGAAUUAGGCUGUGCCAAGAAGUUAUUUGAUCAAAUGUCUACAAGGGAUGCCGUUUCUUGGAGCACCAUGAUCUAUGGGUUUUCCUUUAACGGCUAUUUUGAUGAAUCAUUAUGGCUUUUCAGGGAGUUAAGGAGGGAUGGAAUGACUCCCAAUGAGGUCAGCCUGACAGGGGUUCUAUCUGCCUGUGCUCAAUCUGGGGAGUUCAAAUUUGCAAAAGCCGUCCAUGGAUUUGUAGAGAAAGCUGGACUUAUGUGGAUUGUCUCAGUCAAUAAUGCACUGUUGGAUAUAUAUGCCAGGUCUGGGAAUCUCGGGAUGGCCCGCUUAGUCUUUGAACAGAUACCAAGGAAGAAGAAGAGUUUGGUUUCUUGGACAUGUAUGAUUACUGGGCUUCUAAUGCACGGCUAUGGUGAAGAGGCGAUCCAAUUUUUUCAAAAAAUGGAAGCUUUUGGAACUAUACCAGACCGGGUUGUCUUCGUUUCAAUUCUUUGUGCAUGUAGCCAUUCUGGGUUACUUGAAGAAGGGCGAUAUAUAUACGAUAGAAUGACAAGAGUAUAUAACAUUGAACCAGAUAUCGAACACUAUGGCUGUAUGGUUGAUCUGUACAGCAGGCGUGGAGAGUUAAAAGUGGCUUAUGAUUUUAUCAUGCAAAUGUCUAUACCCCCAAACACUGUCAUAUGGCGGACUCUUUUGGGAGCUUCUAGCUUCUAUGGUGAAGUUCAAUUGGCUGAACUUGUGAAAGAAAAGCUUUUGGAGAUGGAUCCUAACAAUUCUGGCGAUCAGGUUUUGUUAUCAAAUGUUUAUGCGGGUGCUGGGAAAUGGCAGGGUGUUGCAAAAGUGAGGAGAUCUAUGAGUGAGCAAAAAAUGAAGAAAACUCCUGGUUUUAGUGCAGUUUAAGCAUACUGUUUUGUACAUAAAUCGUUUGCAGCGGUUGAGAAGCAAAUCUUUCAUAAUUUGCAUAAUCGUUCGCAGCGGUUUAAAUCUAUUUAGAGCCCGUUUGGUAGCACCAAAAUCGGUUGUUUUGGCUGAUUCUGUUGAAAUUUAUGAUAUUCUGGCUGAAGUGGCUGUUUUGGCUGAUUCUGCUGAUUUAAGAAAAAAAUAUUUUAAAAAUAUAUUUUAUUAAUAAAUUAAAGAAAAAAUUAUAUGUAAAAAUAGCUAAAAUGGUCCUCUACAGUAACUUCAGCCAAUACAGCCAGAAAAGUAACUCCAACCUUACUACAAUUCAGCGCGCAAAAGUAAAAGUUACGUGUUUGGUGAAAAAGCUGGCUGAUAAGCCUGAUAAGCCGAAAACAGAGUUCUCCAAACGGGCUCUUAGUCAUUUUAAGAUUUUGUUUAGAUUUAUAGGUUUUUUUCGGGGAUUUAUCAAAAAAUUCCUUUCCUCCUUUGUAACUUGGUGUUUUUUUGUUAUCCUAAAAAUUUUGUCACUUUCAUGAUCAAAUAAUUUACCAUUCUUACCCGUUUCUCUCC
Molecule: messenger RNA, 2147 nt
Organism: Cuscuta epithymum
Lineage: Eukaryota; Viridiplantae; Streptophyta; Magnoliopsida; Solanales; Convolvulaceae
Source: the annotation of a GenBank genome assembly